CGGCCCGAGCAGCGUGCAUUCAGUCAGGCAGUCAGUCAUGAGAAUGGAACUCAGCUCGUCGCUUGCCUGUGUGCUGGCCACACUCUUUGUUCUGGGCCUGGUCCGUGCGGAUGUGGGCGUGGCACAGCAGCAGCAGCAGCAGCAGCAACGUCUUCGCCUGCAACAAUUGUCGUAUCCAGCGGCUGGCUUUAAGCCCGCUCGGCAGUUUCCGCUGCCCGCACAGCCGCAGUCCGAGAGGCUCGUGGCCAACAGCGAGGCGCAGGAGGAUCUGGAUGAUGCCGCCGAGGAGGUGACCACGCGGCCCAAGAUAGCGGCACCUGUGCCAGCUCCAGCUCCAGUUCCAGUCCCUGUGCCCGCAGCUGCUCCUUUCACGCCCACAAUCGCCUACUAUCCAGCGGGUGCCGUGGGCUUUGUGCAUCCCACGACAUACGCCAAGGUUCUGGGAGCUCCACCAGCGGCUUAUGGCAAUUUGAUAGCCGCUCCACAGCUGCCACAGGCGGCGUACGCCAAAGUCCUGGCCGCACCACAGCAAGCGGCGUUUGCCAAGCUCCUGGCAGCUCCCCAACUGCAGCCCCAAGCGACGGCCGCCUAUGUGAACGCGCCCCAGUACUACGCCGCGUACUUUGGCUGAGUGGAGAGCCCCCUGCCGGAGGGAA
Messenger RNA from Drosophila subobscura, 656 nucleotides. RefSeq names its product translation initiation factor IF-2. Bases 38 to 631 code for a protein of 197 amino acids. The transcript has a single exon. The record is from RefSeq and is a predicted model, not a curated record. Lineage: Eukaryota; Metazoa; Arthropoda; Insecta; Diptera; Drosophilidae.